Epinephelus fuscoguttatus (brown-marbled grouper) is the source of this 2588-nucleotide messenger RNA. RefSeq names its product aldehyde dehydrogenase 3 family, member A2b (gene aldh3a2b). The coding region runs from base 161 to 1630 and encodes 489 amino acids. Gene Ontology annotation, molecular function: aldehyde dehydrogenase (NAD+) activity. Lineage: Eukaryota; Metazoa; Chordata; Actinopteri; Perciformes; Serranidae. The record is from RefSeq and is a predicted model, not a curated record. Gene Ontology annotation, biological process: aldehyde metabolic process. Gene Ontology annotation, cellular component: cytoplasm. The transcript is spliced from 11 exons.
AGCGGCAGUUUGGUCCUCCCCCGGUAGGGGUGUGACCUAACGGGGAAGGAGAGCUGUGUUUCUCUGCUGCUGACGCUCUUCAGCUCCUCUGCUGCUGGUUAUCUCACCAUCGAGACCGAGAGGCAUCUCAAGACAUUCACCGUAACUCUAAUUAAUCAGGAUGUCCCGGGAGCAGCAGGCGGUGGCUCGUGCCAGGAAAGCCUUUGAAACAGGCAGGUCCAAAUGUUUAGAGCACCGAAUCCGCCAGCUUAAGAACCUGCAGCGGUUAUUCAUUGAGAAACAGAGCGUGAUCUCAGAUGCUGUAAAGAAAGACCUCAAUAAGAGCGAGGUGGGAACCCAGCUGUACGAGACUCUGGGUCUGGAGGGUGAAAUAAACCUGGCCAUCAAAAAGCUGAAGGAGUGGGCUGCCCCUCGACCUGUGGAGAAGAACCUGCUGACCAUCUCGGAUACCGUCUACAUCCAGCCCGAGCCGCUGGGAGUGGUGCUCAUUAUCGGAGCAUGGAACUACCCCUGGGCUGUCACCAUCCAGCCGCUCAUUGGAGCCAUCGCCGCUGGUAAUGCAGCUGUGAUCAAGCCUUCUGAGGUCUGUGUUCACACCGCAAAGGUCAUGGAGGAACUGCUGCCGAUUUACAUCGACAAAGAGCUUUACCCCGUAGUGACCGGAGGAGUGUCAGAGACCCAGGAGCUGCUGCGUCAAAAGUUUGAUCACAUCUUCUACACCGGUAACAGCAUGGUGGGCAAAGUGAUCAUGGAGGCUGCUGCCAAACACCUGACGCCUGUCACCCUGGAGCUGGGUGGCAAGAGCCCCUGCUACAUCGACAAGAACUGUGACAUAAGCAUAGCCUGCAGGCGUGUCACAUGGGGAAAGUACACUAACUGUGGUCAGACCUGCAUCGCCCCAGACUACAUCCUGUGUGAGCCCAGCAUCCAGGACCGGGUCAUCGAAGAGGUCAAGAAGUCCAUAAAGGAGUUCUACACAGACAACCCAAAGACCUGUCCUGACUAUGGACGCGUCAUCAACCAGCGCCACUUCAAGAGGGUAAUGAACAUGUUGGAAGACAGCACCAUCGCUGUAGGAGGAGACAAUGAUGAGUCAGACUGCUACAUAGCCCCCACAGUUCUGCGGGACGUGAAGCCAGAGGCGAAGGUGAUGCAGGAGGAGAUAUUUGGACCUCUGCUCCCCAUCCUGUCGGUGAGCGGCCUGGAUGAAGCGAUCAAGUUUAUUAAUAAGGGAGAGAAACCUCUGGCCCUCUACGUCUUCUCGUCAGAUGACAAGGUGAUAAAGAGAAUGAAGGAGGAGACCUCCAGUGGAGGACUGCUGGCAAACGACUGUCUUGUGCACUACUCUGUCAGCUCUCUGCCUUUCGGAGGAGUGGGGAACAGUGGUAUGGGCUGCUACCAUGGCAAGUUCAGCUUUGACCAGCUCAGCCACCUGCGUGGUUGUCUCAUUAAGCAGCUGAAGAUGGAAGGGGUGAACAGUAUGCGGUACCCACCUCACACAGCCAAGAAACUGGGCUGGGCGCGCUUCUUCAUCCUGCAGAAUGUAGACCUGGGCUGGAUUGGGCGGAUGGCGCUCUUAGCCGUCCUGGCUGUGGUGGCUGCUGUUGCGCUGCAGAAUUAUCUCCUUUGAAGACACCCCGCUGCUUCACAGACAACAAGUGUCUUGUUUCCACGGCCUUUAGGACCAGAGAGAAGAGAAGCGCAGUGUGAAUUUCAUACGAUUCCAUCACUGAGUUCCUGUAUCAAUCAGAUGAGCAUCUGCAGACGACGCUGUAAUACAGGGAGUGUUCAGGGUGUUCAGGCCUUAAUCCAUUUUACAUUUCAUUAAUGGUGUCAGAAGUUAAUCACAGUGCAGUGUAGCAAGCAUCUUAUUUUCAUGAAGGUAAUUAUUUAUUCUCAUGUAUGGCUCUUACAUUUGUCAUAUCUUAACCCGUUAGAUCAGGUCUGCAUACUUAAAGAAUAUGUACACAACAUAACAUACAGUAUAAUAAUGUGAUUCUGCUAUGAAUGAUUUUAAAAGAAGUAAGAAAAUGUAUAACACUACUGUAGAACUCUUCACUGUGAUACGAACAAGACGUGCAUUUACUAACAAAUGAAAAAAUGAAGUUAGUUGCAAUUCCUGCAUAAUGAACUGUUUAUAUUUUUAUGAAACGUUAUUGUUUUUAUUUAGUAGGAGACAGUUCACUUUGUGUCCAUUGCAUUUCAAUGAUAGAUCAGCCAUUAACUCCACAUUCAGCCUGAAGGCUCUUGAUGAUUUCUGUCCUGUGUAGGUUUGUCAUUUUUGUCAAUGUGAAAGCAGAGACGAAGACAACAUGUCCAGUCUGUCUCUGAGACUUCAGUGUUUGGUCACAGACCUCUCAGUCUUCCUUUAGUUCACUACAGCCUGUAAGAAUCAAACAGGAUCAUGUGAAUCAUGUGUUUUUAUGUCAUUUUACUAAAAACACCAAAUGCCUGUAACAAAUUUAAGCAACAUAUCAAAUUGUUUGGUGAUUUUUAAACAACAGUAGUUGCUUAAUGUUUUGUUUUUUAUCACACCAUUUAAAUUUGAAGGGAUUUGUAAUUAAUAGUUGAAUAAAUAUACAUGUAUU